GUACUGCAUAAGUCGUUAGAGAAGCUAAAUACGAAUAGGUGAUUAGAGUUAAGUCGUCAUUAAGAUGAAGGUAAUCAUAGCCAGCUUUGCUAAAUGUGGAACAAAAACACUGCGCGAUUGUUUGAGAAUAUUGGGGUAUACAGUGUAUGACUUCGAUGAAAAUUGUAUGUACUUUGGAGAUCAAUGGAUGGAGAUAUUCGAAAAAGGAGCUUCAGUUGAGAUGUUCAAGAAGAUGUACAAAGAUGUAGAUGCUAUAAGCGAUUUCCCGGCUUGUGUUUACUGGCAAACCUUACACGAAGCUUUUCCUAAUGCAAAAAUAAUUCUCACCACGAGGAAAAGUGAAGAUGUCUGGUUGAAAAGCUGGAAUGAACAGGCUUCUUCAAUAAACGAUUCCAAAAUCUUUCAGGCACAAUGUGCCCUCACUCCCACUGGAAGGAAAUUUGCUCGUUUUAAUAAGGAAAAUUUCACAGCGAUUUUUGAAUGCCCACCAAAAACUUCUAAUAUCAUGUUACGAGAUGAGAAUGUAUUGAGGAAAAGAUACAGGAAGCAUAAUUUAUCUGUCCGACAGAAAGCACCGAAAGACAAACUCCUUGAGUUCAAAUUAUCUGAUGGCUGGGACCGUUAUGCGAUUUUCUCGGAAAAGAUGUCCCUGAUGUCUCAUUUCCACAUUCUAAUAAAGGAUCUCCGAUUCGCAGCAGUCACGUCGCUCCUUUGCUCUUUCGAUCCUUAGACCGAGAAAUGUUUUUAGUAUUAUCGUUUUCAACUGUUAUUAUCGCCAUCCUUCUUUAUACCAUUCCAAAAUUGUAAUAGCAUGGCUGAACAGUUGUAAAGGACGUGACAAUGGUGUGUAUAAUGAGAAAACACAAUUUUCUGGUUCGAUCAAUAUUCAACUGUAGGUGUCGAUUAGAAAAUUAAAUUUAAACGUAAUUACCCUUACAUUUUGCUUUAUAGAUCAAAAUUAUUUUCAUUUUGGAGUUCGCAGAAGUCAAUAAAAAUAAAUGACAAAUAGUGGGUAUACUCAGAGCUAUGUAUAUACAAAGCAAGAGAGCGAUGCUCAAAUAUAUGGAAACGACAUCUGACUUUCGCGUAGACUGCAGGGGUCACCAAACUUUUUGGAUCGCGGGCCGGGUAUGACUCAAACUGUAUUGAAACGGGCCGGAUGAAUAUUUUUGUCAAUGCAAUACAAUAAAUUUACAAAAGUUGGGAAAUCCA
Messenger RNA from Styela clava, 1212 nucleotides. RefSeq lists its product as uncharacterized. Lineage: Eukaryota; Metazoa; Chordata; Ascidiacea; Stolidobranchia; Styelidae. The record is from RefSeq and is a predicted model, not a curated record.